Strigops habroptila (Kakapo) is the source of this 3058-nucleotide messenger RNA. It is a transcript of the gene C5H10orf105, whose product is annotated as chromosome 5 C10orf105 homolog. The transcript has 2 exons. NCBI's taxonomy places the organism in Eukaryota, Metazoa, Chordata, Aves, Psittaciformes, Psittacidae. Bases 1509 to 1904 code for a protein of 131 amino acids. The record is from RefSeq and is a predicted model, not a curated record.
GAGGGGCACGGGUCAUGCAGGAGCAAUCUGUCUCCUCUGGGACAAGGCAGGGUCCUGGCAAACCAGAGCCGGGAGCUCACCAACGUAAGCACGCACCCUUACACAGGGGGUAUGGCAGGGCCACAGACAAGCCAAGUCCAAGGAUUCCUUAACCUCCAAGUGCUCGGCCUGGCAGCUCUCAGAGUGUUUGCUUAAGGUUGUUUCCGCCUGUGUAAUUUGGAUGGGGACAGUGAAAAAUGCUUGUCUGUUCUGACGCAACACCUCUCUUUCCACCAGGCUCAUCUCUGCCGCGGUGUCUCAUAGUUUCCAAUUAGUGAUUAAAAACAGGUCAUUGAUGUCUCAUCUCCCCUUUUUUGAAUACUUUCUGGUGAAUGUCUGGCUGCUGCCUACGCAAACCUGUGUGGCUUUCAGAUGGUGGCCGCAAGAGCAGACCAGAGACCCUCGCAGUCCCUGCAGCCCUUCCUUUCCCCUCCUAAAUUCUUAAUUUUAAAUGGUCUCAGUAGAAAUCCAUGCUUGCCAGGAGACUGCCUGGCCACAGACCAGUCUAACAGCUCUCCAUCACUUUUCUAACUCCCACCUCUCUGUAGGAAAGUCAGAAUAAUAAAGCUUUACUUCCAGCACACAGACUAGAGUACCAAGGGCCAAGGCAAGCUGUCGCAUUGCAGAGGGCUGGCACAGCAAUAUUUCCCCAACCCUCACCUCCGAGCUGGAGAGAUACUGGCCUCUGGGACAGCCCAUCUGGGGCUAGGAAUGGGUGCAGGAGGGUGCAUGAGAGCAAAAUGAUGGGUGCAAACUGCUUUGGGGAUGCAAGCUGGGGGGAUCUGACUGGUGAGUCAGCCAUCAGGUGUUCAGUAAGAGCUCUUACUGCUGAGGCUUUGGGGAGCUGGUUUGCAUCACUAUUUGCAGAACUGGCUGAGAAACCCACAACAUGUCUGAACCUGAAACGUGGUCAGCAAAAUGCCAAACACGAGGAUUUUUGGCACAAGCAUGGUGAGGGAGUUAUGCUUCAUCUCUGAAAAAAACCAACCAACCAACAAAAAACCAACAAAUAGUGCAAUACAGCUUGAUGAGGACUUAUCUGGGCAGAUGUUCAACCAACUAUCCAUUUUCUUUGGGGAGAGGGCAUAAUCAUAAAAACCCAAAUGACAGUUAAUUCAACAAACCCACAUUUCUGGAGAAUAGAGAACAACCAAACCCCAGCAGCUCAGAGGUGAAGAUUUUGGACUGUCUCUAGUGUAUGGUUAUUUACCACUUCCAGAAAAGCUUCAUGCAACAUGUGUGCAUGUUCCCUGCAUGUGUCAUCACCAGGGCCGUGGUACAAUAUGUACAUAGUACUACAUUUGCUAGAUUUCUUUACCAAACAGUUUUGCUCUUCGGUUCAGGGCAAUGUUUGCAGGUAUAAAAAAUCCCACCUCUGUGCUUUGCCUCCUGGCAAAACAGACAAACUCCUCCUAUCCCCACUGUGUCACAGAAAAUGCGGCUAAGAGGACCUCUGACAUCAAGGGAAGAUGAGCACAGAGGACACUGGCAAUGGGACUUCUCCUACCACGCCUCUCCUUGGGCUUCUGGUUUCAACCACUGAGUUGGUCCCUCCCAGCCCUGCAUCCCCCAAGACAGCAGACCCACUGCUUGUGAUUGUCGCACUUGUCUGCAUCUUCCUCCUCCUGGCGACCUUCCUCAUCUUUGUCACCCUCUGCAAGCCAGCGGCACUGGACCAGUCCCACUGGGGGCCCCGCGAGUGCAUGCCCCAUCACCUGGCGGAUGCCAGUGAGCCCCAGCUGAGGCUCUGGAAGCGGCUGGGCUCCCUGCAAUGCUCCAUCAAUACCUUCAGGAGGAGUCAGCCGGUGCCCCAGAGCUCCCUCGCCAGCCAGAACUGGGAUAUCAUGGAGUCCACCAAAAUGUGACCCUGCGCUGCAGGAACUAACUCACCCCACACUGCUAUUCUUUGCUAGGCUUUUGGUUCAGGCUCAGUCCCCUCCUCAAGCAGCCCCUGGUAUCCUGAGCGUCCUGGCAGAGCCCCUUUGAGCAGCUCAUUUCCAGGCAGUGACUCUACAAGGCGACAAGAGAUUUUGCUAUUUCAGGUUCCCAAAUGCUUUCAGGUUACCAUUUCCUGGCAGGAAAGGUGGAGGCACCCGAACUACAACCACGUACAGCUAUCACUGGGCAGUCCAAAAAAUACUGCUGCUUUAUUCGUGUUGGAAAACAUUGUGCAAGUUGCGAGGCACCUGAACAAACAACCUGGGCGAGAGAAGAGCUAGCUGGCUACCUAACAAAUAUUGCCUUGAAGAGAGGCAGCCUGGGGCAAAUGGGCUCCACAAAAAGCAAUCCUCAGCUGAGAGUGUCCCUGAGUUGUAGUCCUGAGCAGGCAGAGGAAGGCUCGUGGCCCCUGUGUGCCACCCAGUCCCUGUCUACCCUCUUUCCAUGCAAUGAGCCGUGGUUCCUGUGGUAGAUGCUUGGAAGGAUGUAUGCUACAGCUGUCUGCUGGAAACCUGUUUCAAUAAAUGAGCAGUGGGAGCAGGUAAACAUGCCUAUAAAUGCAUUAAAGAGAGCUUUUGAGGCUUGCAGCCACUGCCAGCUUGGAAAGACACUGCGCAAAACUGAGCUGCUCACUUCUGCUGGGAAAGGGUAAAACAGCCAGCAGGUAAGCUGAUGUGCUUAGAAGAAUCAGUAGAAAAUAGAAAAAGUGGCUUAAUUCUUCCAGGUCUGCAGCUCACAUUGUGUUCAGCUAUCGAGUUCACCCAUCGAGUUCACCCCUCUGGGUGAAGUCUUCAUGCCCAGUGAGGCCCCACAGUGAGCACUGAAGCCCAUCUCUCUGGGUUUCACUUGGUCUCUGACCCUCAUGAGAUGCAGCUCUGCAUCAGGACCUCUCCGAGCUGCCGAGGACACUCCUGCUCUCCUUUGGCCCUGGGCUGCCUGGCUUUCAGAGAAGGAGAUGGGGAAACCUUCGAAAACUCUCUUGUUGCCACAGGGAUGUGGGGAUGUAUUUGAAAGGGGAGACCUUCAGUACAAAUGGCUCACGCUAAAGGUGUAAAUUAAACUAAACCCAGGUGAUUACGCA